This is a messenger RNA of Tribolium madens (black flour beetle), 3871 nucleotides long. Its product is annotated as adenylyl cyclase X E-like. The coding region runs from base 179 to 3613 and encodes 1144 amino acids. The transcript is spliced from 16 exons. Lineage: Eukaryota; Metazoa; Arthropoda; Insecta; Coleoptera; Tenebrionidae. The record is from RefSeq and is a predicted model, not a curated record. Gene Ontology annotation, biological process: cAMP biosynthetic process; adenylate cyclase-activating G protein-coupled receptor signaling pathway; intracellular signal transduction. Gene Ontology annotation, molecular function: adenylate cyclase activity.
GAUAAUUCCAUUUUGCACAAGUACUAAUGGCGAAACAGUGUUGUAAUAACGUGUGUCAUUUAAAAGUUUUAAAAAAUGUUUGGUGUUUUUUAUAAUUUUAAAAGUUUUGCAAUACAGUGGACUGCAUAGAUCAGUUAUUUAACAGUCUUUUUUCGUGAAUGAAUUCGCCACUGGAAACAUGUAUGGAGCAGAAGAAGGGGAAUUUUCAGCAGCAGCGGAAGCAAUAGCCCGCCUUUCAAUAAGCACCCAAAUCCAGCACCCAAACAAUGAACGAAGAUGGCGACUUUCAUAUUUAAAAGCCCAAUUCGAAUCCCUGGAGCUCCACCAACUCUUCCGCAGAUACGGCCAGCGCAUCAGCCACGGCUACUUUUCCCAAUUUUUAUCCCUCCAAAUCAUCCUCAUCACCAGCCAUUUCAUAACACUACUAGCCGCAUCUAAUCCCGAUCAAGUGAUUCCUGAUCUGAUCCUCUACGGUUUAAUCUCACUCUUCUCAAUUCUUCUCUUAAUCAUCACCGACAAAUACGUCAAAGCGCACCCAAAGCUCCUCACAAUUCUCGCCGGGGCCGCUUUCAUCACCACCUUCUUCAUGAACUUUUUCAUCCCUCUUUACUACAAGCACCACAAGUUGCGGCCAGCCUACACCACCUAUUUGAUCAUUUCAAACUACAUUUUCCUCAACAUCCAUAACAAUAUUGUUGCGAUUGCUUUGGGCAUUUUUGUAUCAAUUUUCCAUCUAGUCACGCUGAUUCUAGUGACGUACGAGGACCACGAUAGACUCCUCCAGAGACUCGGCUCUGAUAGCAUUUAUUUGGUUUGCACUAACAGUCUCGGGAUUUAUUUUCGUUACAUGAACGAAAUUGUGUUCAGGAGGAGUUUCCUCGAUCGCAGAUCUUGCGUCGAAUCCACUCACCAGCUGAAAUUUGAGGAGGAACAAGAGAACCAUCUCUUGUCUAGUAUUAUCCCCCAACAUAUUAUAGCAAAAGUGAAGAAAACUCUAGUCGACUUUAUUAAAAUUAAUGAAGUGCGGGGCAACUGUGUUAAAUGGAAACCAUUUGAUGACAUUUACGUGGAGGAGCACCCGAAUGUGAGCAUUCUAUUCGCCGACAUUGUCAAUUACACGGCAAUGACGACGGAAUUAAGCGUCACAGACUUAUUGGACGUUUUAAACGAGCUAUUUGGGCGUUUUGAUGACGCCUCUGAACAGCUCAAAGUUCUAAGAAUCAAAUUUUUGGGUGAUUGUUACUACUGUGUGGCUGGACUACCCCCCGACCCGGCCCCAAACCACGCCGAAGCUUGCGUCGAUUUGGGACUAAAAAUGAUCGCAAUCAUUGGCGAUAUAAGAGAGAGGAAAAAACUGAACAUAAAUAUGCGAAUUGGGGUCCACAGUGGGAGCAUCAGUUGCGGAAUCAUUGGAAACAUCAAGUGGCAAUACGACAUCUGGUCCAAGGAUGUCGACAUCGCCAACAAAAUGGAAACGGAAGGAAGCGCAGGGAUGGUUCACGUGACUAAAGAAACUAAAACUCUUUUACGGAAACCCUACCAAAUCACAACAUCGAAGAAGAUCGUAAACGGUGCCCGGACUUACCUGAUAGCCCCUCAGAGCGCUCCGGUCGCGCUUCCGGUCAAGGAGCCCAUCGCCAACACCGGAAGUGUCCCACGGCCGUCCAUAUUCGUUAAAAGGACCAGUAUCGUCCCCAAUGAUGUUAAAAAUAUGCAAAACUCGCGUAGUUACUCCCUUAUUAGCAAUUAUCGCUCAGCUUCGGAAAAUUUUGAGCCGGAAAAUGAGCUUUCCAAUGGGAAACGCCACACUUUUCCCAACUCGACCGAACGCAGGAUUAGUGGCAACCCGGGGGGGCAGUAUCAAAGGAGGCCUAGUGGAAAUACGAGAUUUUCCACCGAUCGCAGACUCACCAAUGAGCGAAAACGGAGGACGGCCUUCAUGAACAACAACAUCAAGAGGUACAAGGAGAGGUUGGAGGAGACCAAUAAGGAGCUUGAGGACACAAUCGAGAACAUGUUACUGUCAAAAUAUGAGCAAUGGUUCAAAGCCAGCGACAUGUUCCGAUUACUUCUAGUAUUCAAGGAUUUAAAAAUUGAAAUGGAUUUUAUCAAAAUGCCAGACCCUUUAUUCAAAUAUUAUCUACUAAGCGAGGUCUUACUUGUCCUUUUAGUCUUCAUUUUGCAGAAUUUGACCCUCUCGAAGUGGGAUUGGCCCGAAUGGCCCUUCUAUGUGACUCUUGGGGUUUUACUUUUCUUCUUUUUGCCCCUGUCUUGGGCCCAUCACUGGUGGGCUAAAUUUUUUGCGAAAAUCGACCAUGACAAACCUAGGUCAAAAACCGUGGGUUUUUUUCUCGAAGCAUCAAAACUUGUGACUAAUAAUGCGUUGAUUCGGGUUGUGAUAUACACUACUGUUUAUCUUUUGUUUUGUGUGUGCGUCUUGACUGAAUGGUUAGAGUGUUACUCUGAGACUCAGCAUGUGAACCACACGAAUGUUAGGUCGAAUUUUCUUGAGUUGAUUGGUCAGGAGGAAAAUGCGACGUUGCAAAGCGAUGUUGACACUCAUUGUAUCAUCCCUUGGCACAUGACUGAAACUUGCGCCCUGGCCAUAAUAAUGAGUUUCCUGUUUCUGCGAAUGUACAUGUGGCUGAAACUGUUCUACGCCACUGCGAUCGCUGGAGUGUACUCCUACUGUAUUUUGAAUUUCAGUGGUACCUUCUAUGGGGACAGCCAAACUUUCAACGUGAGUCUCCCUCCCCAAGUCUCGCAUGUGAUGGGGGUGCUCUUCCUGACGGUUAUUUUCCAUCUCGUGGACCGCCAAACCGAAUACAUGAACAGAAUUGACCAUUUGUGGUACAAAAAUUUGAUCGAAAAAGAGAAACAAGCCAGUUAUGUCCAUCACGUUAAUAAUAUUCUUCUGGAGAAUAUUUUACCGAAACAUGUUGCCGAACUUUACCUGAAUGUCAAUAGACACUCCUCCGAGGAGGUCUACCACGAGUACUACAACGAGGCCGCUGUUAUGUUUGCCUCAAUAACGAAUUUUUCGGUCGAGGAGAUGGGGCAGGGGUUUUUGGAGAAAAUGAGCUCAGUUAUCAGCGAAUUCGACUUGUUAUUGAGACAAAACAAUUACGGCCGCCCUAUCGAGAAGAUCAAAGUUGCUAAAUGGACCUAUAUGGCGGCUUGCGGUCUCGCCCCGGGCUUGGGCGACACCGUCAACAUCGAAAAGGACCACCGAGACCACACUGUGAUCUCCUUGUUGAAAUUCGCCACUCAUUUGAUGCAAACUUUGAAAAAACUCAACCAUGAAAUGUCACAAGAAAUGAAACUCCGAAUAGGAAUAUCUCAUGGUUACAUCGCCGCCGGUGUAGUGGGUUCGAAAAAACCCUUCUACGACAUAUGGGGUGAUCCGGUGAACAUGGCCUCUCGAAUGGACACCACCGGGCUUGAAAACUGCAUCCAAGUGCUUAAGCCGACGGCCGAAAUCAUCAAAAGCUUCAAAUAUAAGUGCGAAUGUCGAGGGAAAGUUGAGGUGAAAGGACGAAAAAAGCCGGUUACCACAUAUUGGGUACUUUUGGAUGAUAAUUUCAAUCUAGUAACAGAGGAUAAUGCAGAAUAGAGUCAAACAAAGGUGCAGUUUGUGGUGCUUCCUUGUCCUGAAAACGAUGGUUUGCAAAAAUAUUUUUUUUAUUGCCAACUCACUUUCUCCCUCUUGGAUGAAUUGGAGCGAGACGACGAGGUAUGUGGCGAUUGAGGACAACACCUGGAAAAAAACUACUAUUUUGAAGCGCAAAUUGGCAUCCAGGGACUAGUCUUAUAAUACACUCUAUUAUUUAUAAUAAUUUAUUUGUACAUAUUUUUAUAAUAAAAAUUUGAG